AUGCCAGGACUAGCCAUGGAUGUGCUAAAUGGAGAUGGUUAUGGAAGAGUAGAUGAUGAAACAAUUGGAGACUACAUGUCCCAUAAGAGUAGUGGUUUUAGCCACCAGAUGAUCAGGUCUCCAAGAAGCACAUUAAGUCCACACAGUCCACGUAGUGACUCAAUUGAUCUAGCCAUUGAUGGCGUAAUUGAUACCUCCAUCGACUAUUUAUAUCACAAUGUUUGCGAGAUGCAGAGCUCUGAUCCCUCCCCAUCCAGGGCUAGCUUUCUGUCAUAUGGUGAGGAAUCGAGGAUUGACUCAGAAUUGCGCCAUCUUGCAGGAGAUAUUGCAGAAAUGGAGAUACCCAAAGAGGUUACUAUAUUGGAGAAUAUAGAUGGGGGCUGUCGUGCUGGCGUCACAGCUUCCAAGGAUGAUUAUGAAGGGUCCAUAGAUCACAACAAGGCUAAAAUCCGAGCUGCAAACCUUAAGAAGCAGCUUUUUCGCAUGGAAUCAGAAUCUGGUGCAUCUGCAAGAUCGAAUCCUAAGAGCAGAUCUUCUCAUGAGAAGCCUCCGACUGAUAGGCAGACGCUGGACAAGAAAAUUAGAAAACCAAUUGCAGUUUUCACAAUGAAGAAGCAGGGAAGUUUCGCUUCUGUUCGCGCAAAGUUUCGGAAUGAAAGUGAUCAGCAUAUUCUGCAGACUGCUGGAGUAAAUAACCCCAACCUUGGACCAUUCUUACUUAAACUAACAAGGGAUAUGAUUUCUUCUGGUGAAAAUCCGCAAAAAGCUCUUGAAUUUGCUCUUCGAGCAACGAAAUCAUUUGAGGUAUGUGGAAAUGGAAAACCCAGUUUAGAGCAGGUUAUGUCUUUGCAUGUUUUAGCAGCAAUCUACUGCAGCUUAGGCCAAUAUAAUGAGGCAAUUCCUGUUCUUGAGCGGUCUAUUGAGAUUCCAGUAAUAGAAGAUGGCCAACAUCAUGCACUAGCUAAAUUUGCUGGUUGCAUGCAAUUGGGUGAUACUUACGCAAUGCUUGGCCAGAUUGAGAAUUCAAUACUGUGUUAUACAGCUGGCCUAGAAAUCCAAAGACAAGUCUUGGGAGAAACAGAUCCUCGAGUUGGCGAGACAUGCCGAUACGUAGCUGAAGCUCAUGUUCAAGCAUUGCAAUUUGAUGAGGCUGAGAAGCUUUGUCAGAUUGCACUUGACAUUCAUAAGGAGAAAGGUGGUCCAACCGCCACUCUUGAAGAAGCAGCAGAUAGAAGGCUUAUGGGCAUUAUCUGUGAUGCAAAAGGAAAUUAUGAAUCUGCUCUUGAGCAUUACGUUUUAGCAAGCAUGGCCAUGGCAGCAAAUGGCCAGGACAUAGAUGUGGCUUCAAUUGAUUGCAGCAUUGGGGAUGCAUAUUUAUCGUUGGCACGUUACGAUGAGGCUAUUUUCACUUAUCAGAAAGCGCUUACUGUCUUCAAGUCAAGUAAAGGAGAGAAUCAUCCAGCAGUUGCUUCCGUUUUUGUACGUCUGGCUGACUUAUAUAACAAGAUAGGGAAGUUCAGGGAUUCUAAGUCUUACUGUGAAAACGCACUUAGGAUUUACGAAAAGCCAAAUCCUGCAGGGGGGAUCAGGCCUUCAGAAGAUAUUAUAGCCAGUGGUUUUACUGACAUUUCUGCAAUUUAUCAGUCCAUGAAUGACUUGGAUCGGGCUCUCAAGUUACUUAAGAAGGCUUUAAAGAUCUACCAUAGUACUGAUGCUCCAGGUCAGCAAAGCACAGUCGCAGGAAUUGAAGCCCAAAUGGGGGUCAUGUAUUAUAUGAUGGGGAAUUAUGCUGAUUCUUACAGCACUUUCAAAAGAGCCAUCGCAAAAUUUCGAGCAAGUGGAGAGAAAAAAUCUGCCUUGUUUGGUAUUGCUCUAAACCAAAUGGGUCUCGCCUGCGUGCAGUGUUACGCAAUCAAUGAGGCUGCAGAUUUUUUCGAAGAAGCAAGAAGCAUUUUGGAGAAGGAAUAUGGACCCCAUCAUCCUAACACUUUGGGGGUCUAUAGCAAUCUAGCAGGCACCUACGAUGCAAUGGGCAGAUUGGAUGAUGCCAUCGAAAUUUUGGACUAUGUUGUUGGCAUGAGGGAGGAGAAGCUAGGAACAGCAAAUCCUGAUGUGGAUGACGAGAAGCAACGGUUGGUGGAGUUGUUGAAAGAAGCAGGCAGGGUUCGGACCAGGAAAUCCAAAUCACUAGUAACCCUCCUUAACAAAGAAUUUCAAGUUAUUAAGGAUGGUGGUACUGAUGCAUCAUAA
Messenger RNA from Dovyalis caffra, 2250 nucleotides. The record is from the annotation of a GenBank genome assembly. Lineage: Eukaryota; Viridiplantae; Streptophyta; Magnoliopsida; Malpighiales; Salicaceae.